AUGGUAUUUUGGAAUAUAGCAGGAAUAUGGAGACAAGAUGAGGAAUUUUGGAAAUUUAUAGGGAGGAUGGACUAUAUAUGUUUAAUAGAGACAUGGGUAGAAGAGAAAGGUUGGGAAAAAAUUAGAAAGAAAUUACCAGGGACUCACAGGUGGGGAUGCAGUUUCGCGAUCAGGGAAAAGAAAAAAGGUAGGGCAAGGGGUGGCUUUAUUAUCGGUGUAAGUAAAGAUUGGGGUGAAGAACAGCUAAAGAUAAAUAGUGAAGAGAUGGAGGGGUUGAUAGUUACAAAGGUUAAAAAUAGUGAUGAUAAAUUAAAAUUUAUAAUAAUUGGAAUAUAUGCAACUAGGAAUUGGUUGGAUUUGAGAAAUAAAAUUGAAAGUAUUACAGAGGAAAAUAAGGAAGAGUAUAUAAUAAUAGGAGGAGAUUUUAACGCUAGAAUAGGUGAAGAAGGAGGAAAUGAUGAAGAAGGUUGGGGGGUGACACGUAGGAGUAAAGAUAAAGUAGUAAACAACAGAGGGAGAGAUUUCUUAGACUUAGUAGGUGAAAUUGGAGGAAAUAUCAUAAAUGGGACAACAAAGGGAGAUAAAUUAGGAGAAUACACAUACGUAGGGGAAAGGGGAAGCUCAGUUAUAGAUUAUGUAGUAGUAAGUGAAAACUGUAGAGAUAUUGUAAACGAUCUCGUGAUCGUAGGCCGACCGGACUCAGAUCACAUGCCCCUGGUCUUGGAAAUGAAGAACAAUAUAGGAAGAAAGAAAAAGAAGGAUAUGAAGAAAGAAGAGGAAGGAGAAAUAUAUAGAUGGAGAGAAGAGGAUAUAGUGGAAUAUAAAGAAAGGACGGAGGAAAAAGAGGAGGAAGAGGAGGUAAUAACAGAGGAAUCUAUAGAGGAUAAAUGGAAGGUCUUAAAGGAAUUAGUACUUAAGUCAAUGGUAAAAGUAAAAACAAAAGGAGGAGCGAGAAAGAAACUAGGCUUCAAAGAAUGGUGGAACAGGAGUUGCACAAGAAGAAAAAGGUUGGUCCACAGAGUUUAUGAUAAUUGGAGGAAAGGAAAAUUAAGCAGAGAAAGAUACAUAGAAGAGAGAAGAAAAUUCAGGGAACAUUUAGAAGAAAGGAAGAGACUAUGGAAAGAGAAGGAAGAGGAGGAGUUGAGUGAUCUAAAGAACGAGGCACAAGUAUGGAAAGUAAUAAACAGAAAAAGAGGUAGAGGAAACUGGGUCGAUAAUGAGAUCAGCAAGGUGGAGUGGACCAAUCACUUUACCAAGCUGAUAGGAGGUGAGAACGAAGAAUCAGAGACUGAACAGGAAGAUAGAAGAGGUGUAGAAAGAAGACAACCAGGGGAUCAAGUAACAAGAGAUAUGGACGACCUGAGUGAAGCGGAAAUAAUAGAGGCUUUAAGGAGACUGAAGAAAGGCAAAGCAGCAGGAAUUGACAGAAUACCGAUGGAAGCCUGGAAAUUCGGUGGUUCUAGAGUCAAGAAAAGAUUGGUAAAUCUGUUGAAGGAAAUUUGGCAAAAGAAGGAAAUACCGGAGGACUGGAAGAUGAGUGUCAUUGUCACGCUGCAUAAGAAAGGAGACACGGAGAAGGUAGAGAACUAUAGAGGAAUAGCUUGUUAUGCUCGGCUUAUAAGGUAUAUGCAGAAAUUUUAA
Solenopsis invicta (red fire ant) is the source of this 1641-nucleotide messenger RNA. RefSeq lists its product as uncharacterized. The record is from RefSeq and is a predicted model, not a curated record. Gene Ontology annotation, molecular function: catalytic activity. Lineage: Eukaryota; Metazoa; Arthropoda; Insecta; Hymenoptera; Formicidae. The transcript has a single exon. Bases 1 to 1641 code for a protein of 546 amino acids.